Molecule: messenger RNA, 5491 nt
Organism: Siniperca chuatsi (mandarin fish)
Lineage: Eukaryota; Metazoa; Chordata; Actinopteri; Centrarchiformes; Sinipercidae
Product: serine/threonine-protein kinase D3-like
Biological process (GO): protein phosphorylation
Molecular function (GO): protein serine/threonine kinase activity; ATP binding
Source: RefSeq, a predicted model, not a curated record
CUUUCUUUCACAGUUGGUCUUCCUCAGCAGAUGGAGUUUGCUUAGCUAGCUGUCAUUGAGAGAGCUCAGCUAUCUUGACAAUUGAGCUGUUGCCAUGCCAAUUGAGCAAACUCUAAAUACUAUACUAAAUUAUAUUUAAUUUAUUUAUUAUCUUGUCAAACAGUAGCCAAAAAUAAUUUCUGGUCACUUUUACAUAUUUUACAAUUUCACAGGGGUUACCCUGGUUUUUCACUCUAGCUAGCUUGUUGGGUUUGUUUGCAGAGACUCUGGCUGUCCGGUCCCUGGAAAUGCAGUCAGAGUGAGACCUCUUCCGGUGGCUCCUCCUCCCCGGUGUGAGCGACAGAUUGUUUCUGUGUGUUUGUAGCUCUGAUAAUCAGAUCCGCAUGAAGCUGGAGCUGCUCGGUUGAGCCGCUGUCUGUCUGGGAAGUUCGGAGAGAAACGAGACAAGAAAAAGUCUGACGGUUCAGUCUACCUGCUUUAAGUCUCCCCCCCACCCCCCUCCAGGCCCGGGGGGACCGAGUACAGCGGAGGAACCGGGACUGGGCUCGUUAAAUUCGGCCGUGGAGCGGCCCGAGCUGCCGCUGGAUGGGAGUUUAACGCACAUUUCUUGUUUUCUGCGCCGAUGGAAGCGGAAAACCCGCCCUGCUCUCAGAGAUGCGGCCAGUGAAAACAGUGAAGAGAAACUACAGAUCUGUAGUUUCAUGGUUGUUUUUCUGCUCGCAACACGAUCCACAGUUCCACGCAGCAGGAGGCCUGCGGAUGUUACUGUGUUUUAAAACUCUUUAAAGUUGACCUUCCCAGGAUCCUGAGCUUUUUGCUUCAGGGAUUUUUUUGGUUCGUUUCUACCUGAGAGAUGCCCGGCAGCGAGAGGAAACCUUUCUUGCAGGAUUUUAGUGUUGAGAAAUGUGAAUUGAGGCAAACAAGGGGACAGAAAACGCUCGGCUGAUCGACAAACCCGAGCAGUCGGACACUUUUUUUGGAUGUCGUUCACCUACGACGCGUCUCUCCUGCUUGCACGACGUCACAGAUAGCAGCCAAUGUCAGCCGACAGCAGCCCGCCGCCGUCGCUGGCCUCUCCGCGUUCUUUCCCACCCUCCCUCAGCGCUGCCCCACCCACCCCGUCGCCGUCCCCCAGCCCGCCCGCCACCCUCUGCAGCCGGCUGUCCAACGGCAGCCAGACGGCCCCCAGCCCCACAAACUCACGAUGCUCCGUCCAUGGAGUCUCCUUCCUGCUUCAGAUCGGACUCACCAGGGAGACGGUCACCCUCGACCCCGGAGACCACUCACUGUCUGCUGUCAGGGAGCUCGUCUGCUCCAUCGUGGAUCAGAAGUUCCCUGAAUGUGGAUUUUUCGGGAUGUACGACAAGAUCCUGCUCUUCCGCCACGACCUGAACUCGGACAACAUCCUGCAGCGUCUGACCUCAGCGGAGGAGAUCCACGAAGGAGACCUGGUCGAGGUGGUGCUCUCCGCUCUCGCCACAGCCGAGGACUUCCAGAUCCGACCUCACGCGCUGUACGUUCACUCCUACAAGGCGCCGGCCUUCUGCGAUGACUGUGGGGAGAUGCUGUGGGGGCUCGUCAGACAGGGCCUCAAAUGUGAAGGAUGUGGACUGAACUACCACAAACGGUGUGCGUUCAAGAUCCCCAACAACUGCAGCGGAGUCAGGAAGAGACGGCUGUCCAAUGUCUCCCUGCCGGGCGCCGUCAUGUCCGUUGCUCGUCCACCUUCCACUGAGUUCACCCCGACACCGCAGGAGGAGCGCCCCCUCCUGGGUGCCGGGAAGCGUAACUCUCUGCUGAGUGGUCGUCCCAUCUGGAUGGAGAAGAUGGUCCUGGGUCGGGUCAAAGUCCCUCACACCUUCUCCGUUCACACCUACACUCGUCCCACCAUCUGCCAGUUCUGCAAGCGUCUGCUGAAGGGCCUCUUCCGCCAGGGGAUGCAGUGCAAAGAUUGUAAAUUUAAUUGCCAUAAGAGAUGUGCGGCCAAAGUACCUCGAGAAUGCCUCGGUGAGGUCGACUUUAAUGGAGAACCAGCCAGUCCCAGUAUGGACUCCGAGGCGACGAUGGAGGUGGACAACUGCGACGUCAACAGUGACGGCGGUCACAGCAUUGACGAGCAGGACGACAAGCUCUUCUUCAUCGAGGGUCCCUGCACGGAAAGUGAGAAGGAUGACGAGACGCUCAGAGCCAUCAGCCCGUCCACCAGCAGUAACAUCCCUCUGAUGCGUGUGGUUCAGUCCAUCAAACACACCAAGAGGAAAAGCUCCACAAUGGUUAAAGAGGGCUGGAUGGUCCACUACUCCAGCCGCGACAACCUGAGGAAGAGACAUUACUGGAGGCUGGACAGCAAGAGUCUGACUCUGUUUCAGAAUGAAAGUGGAGCCAAGUUUUACAAGGAGAUCCCCCUGUCCGAGAUCCUCCAGGUGGAGCCGGCACAGGACUUUGGCAGCCUGCCCCAGGGCAGCAACCCUCACUGCUUCGAGGUGAUCACGGCCAACAUGGUGUACUACGUCGGGGAGGACAACGGCGGCCUGUACCACAACCCCAUCGUGGCGGCGUCUGGUGUGGGGCGGGACGUGGGCCAGAGCUGGGAGAAGGCCAUCCGACAGGCGAUGAUGCCUGUCACGCCCAAGGCCAGCGUCGGCACCGGGCCCGGCCAGGGGAAGGACCACAAAGAACUAUCUAUGAGCAUAUCAGUGUCCAACUCCCAGAUACAAGAGAAUGUGGACAUCAGUUCAGUAUAUCAGAUCUUUGCUGACGAAGUUCUCGGCUCCGGACAGUUUGGGAUCGUCUACGGAGGUAAACACAGGAAGACCGGCAGAGACGUGGCGAUCAAAAUCAUCGACAAAAUGAGGUUUCCAACCAAGCAGGAGAGCCAGCUGAGGAACGAGGUGGCCAUUCUCCAGAACCUCCACCACCCGGGGAUCGUUAACCUGGAGUGCAUGUUCGAGACGCCCGAGCAGGUGUUCGUCGUCAUGGAGAAGCUUCACGGGGACAUGUUGGAGAUGAUUUUAUCCAGCGAGAAGAGCCGACUGCCCGAACGCCUCACCAAGUUCCUGGUCACACAGAUCCUGGUGGCCCUCAGACAUCUUCACUUCAAGAACAUCGUCCACUGUGACCUGAAGCCGGAGAACGUUCUCCUGGCCUCAGCAGAACCCUUCCCUCAGGUGAAGCUCUGUGACUUCGGCUUUGCUCGUAUCAUCGGGGAGAAGUCGUUCCGUCGCUCGGUGGUCGGCACUCCGGCCUAUCUGGCGCCCGAGGUGCUUCGCAGCAAAGGCUACAACCGCUCUCUGGACAUGUGGUCGGUCGGCGUCAUCAUCUACGUCAGCCUGAGCGGGACGUUUCCCUUCAACGAAGACGAGGACAUCAACGACCAGAUCCAGAACGCCGCCUUCAUGUACCCACCCAACCCCUGGAAGGAGAUCUCAGAGCAGGCCACAGACAUCAUCAAUAACCUGCUGCAGGUGAAGAUGAGGAAGCGCUACAGUGUGGACAAGUCACUGAGCCACCCCUGGCUGCAGGACUACCAGACCUGGAUGGACCUCAGGGAGUUCGAGACGCGCCGAGGCGAGCGCUACAUCACCCACGAGAGCGACGACGCCCGCUGGGAGGAGCACGCCGACGAGAGAGGCCUGCACUACCCCAAACACUUCAUCAUGUCACCCAACCUGGACGACAUGGAAGAGGACCCCUAGUGGCCGCCGGGUAAACAUUUCCUACAAUGGAGCGGCAGAUCCGAGGAGUCCCUCAACGGUUGCAGCGGACACUCUUGAGUGCGAGCUUUCCCCAAGAUGGCGCGGGACAACGUGUGUUUGAGGACGCGGUGGUCAGGCAGAUGUUUGAGGACACUGUGACAUGCUCACUGUGGCGAUAAUUCAGGUCCACAGAAUUUUAAUUUUAACACCUUGUUCCUAUUUUACUGCAUUUUUCUACAAGCCAUAACAAACACACCCCGUGAGCCAAAAGCUGGAGGGAUUUGUUUUCCCAGAAUUCAACAUUCAAUAAAUGUCUGCGCUGCCAGUCAAGCCGCGGAAGGGCUAGCUAAAAACAAAUCCAGAGCCUUUAUAUACUUUUUCAGCUCAAAUAGCAUAUUUUUAUGACGUUGUUGUUACAUUUUAGAUCUCAUAAAGCUGUGUAGAGAUGUGAGGUAAUUUUCACAUUCUGUUAAAGUCGUCCUACGUGACGCUAACUGGAACUCAGAAGAAACAAAUGUGUUAUGUCUUGAUUAUGUACUGACUAUAAUGUUCAUUUUUUUCGUUGUUCCUUGUUGGGAUAUCUUUGCACUAUUGGGAAACUCUUUUAAAAGGGGAAUUUCACUGAUAAUAACUUUUGGUUUGUUAAUCUGCAAAAGUAAACUUCUACCUAAUCUGUUUUAUGAGGACCGAGUUUGUAGAGCUUCAGGAAAUGUUAGCAUGGUCACAUGCUGACCUUAGCAUGCUAACAUGCUAAAUGUCACAAUGUUAAAGAACAAAAUCCCUUAUUUUUUUCCACCCUUCAUCUUAUUCUCAUAGUUGUGGCUGUUCUGACUAAAAUGUCAUGCUAACUUUGCACAGACCACCUCCUUUGUUGAGAUUCAGGAAACGCAACAAUCCCGCAAAAAAUAUAAAAACAGAGGCAAGCAUUAAACCUUCAAACUUCACUUGUCUCCGAGUCUAACACAGAAAGUAUCUUCGUAGAUUAGCUUUUGUUGCUAACUGCAUAGGGAUCUAACUAGCACCCUAACUAGCACAGCAAUGGUAGCAUGUUAAAAUGCUCAAUGUUAGCUGCUUAAUUGUUAACCAGCUAGCAUAAUGUAACAUUUAGCAUCUUAGCUUGUUAGCGUGUUAACAAUUCCCUGUGAAAAAGUAGAGUUUAGCAUUCAGCAUGUUAAAAUUUUAACUUGCUAACAUUUAGAAUUUUAGUGUAACAUGCAAACUUUCAGUAUGUUAUUUACUAUAUUAUUAGUCAUUAGUUUCAGAGGUAUUCUAAAUCUGUGACUUUUACAUUUUCGAAGGAGGAUUCAUCCUCUGGGGAUCUUGAAUGUCUGAACCAAAUUACAUGUCAAUCCAUUUCACUCUUCCAUCUAAAAAGCCAACAAUAACAAAUUGAUUUGUUAAUUUUUAUUUUUUUUUGCUCUAUUUCUGACAGAAUUAUUUUAAGAUUCAGGACUCAUAAAACUUAAUUAAAAUUCAACUGACGAGCAGACACCAGGCUGCUGCAUAACACUUUUGCAGAGAAACAAAUUCCGAGUUAUUUUCAGAGUGAUUCUUUCUGAAACUUUGGAUGAAGAUGAGCUGGGAAUCGAGCUGCUAUUGUCCUUCUUUGUCUUUUUGUGGAAACCUGCCUGAGAGAAAACAAACAGCUGAACUGUACAGCGUUGUUGAUCCUGAUCUGACUCCAGCCUGAGAAUUUAAUUCACAUGUUUUAUAUUUUUGCAAGAAAUGUUGUGUCAUGUGGAUUAUUUUGAUGGGAAAAUAUUAAAGCUGAAUGGUUUACUUUGAAGAAAAUCUCA